Molecule: messenger RNA, 4422 nt
Organism: Megalopta genalis
Lineage: Eukaryota; Metazoa; Arthropoda; Insecta; Hymenoptera; Halictidae
Source: RefSeq, a predicted model, not a curated record
GACGAAUGGCCGGCAGGAGCGGUAACGGGUGCGUGUUGUCUUCAGUGUCGGGCACGCAGCCAACCAGCACGGCUCUCUUUCUCUCUCGUUCGCCGACGCGUGUUUCCCGUUGCCUCGAAAGGGCGGGAAACGGUAUUCCGAAAUCGGUAAAUUCGCGUCGUUUCGUAUCGGAUUUGUCGCGACGAACGAAAGCAUUCCGCACGGCUCAAAUCAAUUUGUCCGAGAAAAGUUCGGACGAUCGUCGUGAUUCGCUUAUGCUUGCAUUUCGAACCGAACCUGAGAGGCUCGAAGUGAGUCACACCGUGUGAAUGCGGUGAACUGUUGCUAAACCACGGCGACAACGGUGCCACAACAAAACCAAUCGUAACGCGUGUCGUUUUUCCCGAUUUCCGAAAUUGAGUGUGCGCCGAUACCGCGCGCGAAACGAGCAUCGGGAAUCGAUGCCGACACGCUUUUCCGCGGAAAUCGGAGCGACCGGCUGAUGCAUUUAUUCCGGCCCCGGUGUCGAGGUCCCAGCGAAGUGCACUCUGUGAAAUGAAUAUGCGGAAUUUAUUCUGGCUGAAUUUAAUUCGCGCCCAGCCAUUGUCACGCCGUGUGCCAUUUUCGCGUGCCGCCGACGCGGCGUCGUUCGAAACGCGCGCGAAUUGUGUUCGAUCUGUCGUGUGACCCGUGCUGUUAAAUAACAAUUGAAGGAAGUGAUGAACGGUUUCUGCUGGCCGGUGAUUCAUCGAUCUCUUCAGAGAUUUUGCUCUUCGUUGGUCCGAGAUCCCACGAAACUUGCGUCCUGUCCGAGGUCGACGGAGAACGGCGAGCGGAGUGAAAUCGAAGUGGAUUUGUUCCGGAUGUCGUUGGCCGAGGAUUGGGUGACGAGGAGGCGGUGAACGCGGAAUGCUCGCGGUUAGGAUGACAUUGUUCGGGAUCGUGGAGGAACACCGGCGAAUGUUGGUCGACAGCGGCUGAUACCGGCCAAUUCGAUUAGAGAAACGUGAUUGCGGCCGAUUAAUCGAUCCGCGCCUUUCGUGGCUCGUCCCCGGCUCGGUCGCGAACAGACAAAGAAUUCACGAUCUUCGAGGCUCCGUAUGACCGAGAUUUUUGUACAAACUAGUCCUUGUAUCAUAGUUUUUACAGAGCAAUUUAUCGCCAGCGUAAUUUAUUCCUAGAUAUUUUCCUAUCGGAGAAAUAAUUGUACCAAAUGUUCAUCGCGUGUCCGACCGCAGAGUAUUUUUCUAAAUAAUUAUCGAGGAGGAUCGCCGAGAAACUGAAUUUCUUUAUUCGCUCCUCGAGACGAAGCUCGCACGGGGGAAUAAGAAGAAUAAAAAGAAGUUUUUCGACUCCGUUCGGAAGGAUUACGAUUAUCCGGCUCGUUUCUCUCGGGUGCUCACACAGUGCUCCGUGUUGAAUGAUCUAUUUUCGAAAAACACGUCUCGCUCCGAAAAUAAAAGAAAAACCGGAAUACUCGUUUCUAACUGGGUCAUCGGCAAAGAGAAAUCGCCGGGACCGUGUCGGAAGCAGUUUCGAUCUUUUGGACUUCGAAAAUCCGGCCUCGCUCGAAGACCAAAAGCGACCACGACAGAACCGAUUUAUACCGGAAGACGUCUGUUCUCAGUAUUUGCCACGAUAAAGUAUUUUAGACAAUCGAAGAAAUCGCUGUAAACCUAAUGGAACGCCGCUAAACUUGUUCAAAUCUCGAAGCGGAAGAUCUCCAGCCAAAUAUCCUGCGUUUAGAAAUCGAAAGGUUCGCACGAGGUUGGAGGAGAAUCGUUUCAAACUCCGUCAAACUCGGUCAAACCUCUUCGAACCUCGACGAAUCAAGACUUAGAGAUCGGUUCGAACUGGUCCGACUGUAAAGAUAAGAGGAAAACCGAGCGACAGGAUCGAAAUCGGUGAGCACCAGGCGGAACUGAUGCGGGUGGCUGAGAGUUAGGCGCGCCCUGGUUACUAUUCUAAUCCGCGUCCUUGAGGAACGGCUCGGCCCGUUGGUGUCUGGAAGUCUGGAGCUUGGCCGUGGCCGAUUGAUCGCGCACCAGGGUCUCCUCGUUGUACCAACAAACGGCCGAGGGAACCUGGGAGAACCUGAGGAUGCCGGGAAUCGUCGUCAGCCACGAGCCGAAAAUAAAGAGAGCACUGAUUUUCAUCGACAAAUAAUCGACGCUCUUCAGUCUCCCGAGGCUUAGCCGACCUGGUGGCCGUGCACGCAGCUACCCCUUCGAUCCUGGCAGAACGAAUCGCUUGGGAUUACUAUAAAAACAAGGAUCGACAGGCCUUGGUUCCCGCGGCUCCAAGAAGAAGUCAAAGAGCAGCAGCAGCGACUUGGUCCCAUAAAGUGGUGCUCUCGAGGCCAAGAGGCCCGUGGAGAACCAACAGAGCCACCAUACAGAAGCCAACAACCCAUAGAGGAGUGACCGUAUCGGCGCACUUGAGCCCCGGCCGGUUCGUCGAGGAAGCUAAUUUUAAAACGAUCUCAGGACUCCUUCGAUCUUUGUGAUGAUCAACGACCAUGGCGCCAGGAGCAACGACCCUGACGAGUCUCCUGCUGCUGAUGUCGAUCGCGAGGUGCUCGAACGGCUCCGCGAACACCCAGUCGUCGUACACCAAGGUUCUGAGGGCUGUCAAGCUACCUGGUGGUUACAUGGAGGUGAUCCAAGAGGAGCACUGCUCGCACAACACUGUCAGACUGACCUGCAGGUCCCUCAAGGCGUUCAUCUUCAUCAUCGAGGCGGAAUACUGGCCGAAUCGCACUCACGUAUGCAGGCACGAGGCACAGAAGCUGGUCAAGAAGACUCCCUCGGGCAGAGGUAACAUGCAGUUCAGGAGCCAGAAGCUCAUGGGGAAUUACAUAGAUGACAUUGAGGACGAGGGGCUGAGGGUGGUGGACGUCAGACGAUCGGUGAACAGUAGAUGUUCCGGGAAAAAGCAUUGUCCAUACAGCUUUAUUACGGAUCAUCCGAGCGCAGCUUAUUGGAAUCCGGCUGCUUUGAGAAUAAAAUACGCUUGUGUCCCAGAGAACUCCGUGAGGAAGUAUUGCAACGAGGAUCUAAAGGUGGCGCAGGGCGAGGGCGGAUUCGUGAACUCGCCCGGCUAUCCGCUUUAUUAUCUCGGCGAGAAUACGUGCGGAUGGACGUUCAGGUCCGCUCCUGGCCAAAGGAUCGUCCUCACUUUCCACGACCUAGAUAUACGGGGGCCGGAAGUGGACGGGAGCUGCGUGGACGUGGUCAGAGUGCGCGACAGAGGAAGAACUCUUCUGGAGCAUUGCGGAACCGCAGCUGGUGUCAGGGUCAUCUCGAAUUCGAACGUGAUCACACUCGACCUUGUCGCCUCGAAGGUGUUCUACGCGGCCCGGGGAUUCUUCUUGCAUUAUCAAGUGCUGGGAUGCCCGGACGUAUCAACACCGAAUGGGAGCUAUAUAUUGAACGGCACCCUGACGUCCAGGACGUUUCUGUGUAAAUUCGGCACCGUGUUUCCGGACAGCAAGGAAAGUAUACGGACGCUCGAGUGCAAGAACGGCAAGUGGAACGAGAGUGUCGUCACCAUACCCAGCUGCAAAGCCACGUCGGCGGUGAUCCUAAAGACAGAACACGAGCACCACCAGCUGUCAUCUCUGUCCGAAGACAAUAUCCUCGGCUCGGGGGUUAGAAUCGGGCGAGGCGAGGACGCAGCCGCAACCGGCACCAGGGAGAUUAUGGAUUCGUCGCAAUCAGCCAUGAUGAAGCAAUCGGACUACGUCGUAGAUGUCGUACUGCCGACCGUCCUAAUUGCACUGCUGUUCGUUGGCAACGCCAUCAUCGUCUAUAUCAUCUUCCAGUACAGAAAAAGGAAAGUUCCACCGCUAGAGCAAGGGGAGGAGAUGGCUCUGCAGAACUCGCCGGAUGUGCCGCAGGUGUGAUUCGUCGGAUAAUCGACAAUUAAGUUCACGGUGCCAGCAGAAACGUCAGCGAGGAGGCCUACGUUGCAUUUUUCUACGAGGAUGAUCUCCAAGAAUCGAUCUCGCGAUGGACCUCGAUCGUUCUCUUGCGACUCAAGUUCGUUUUAAGUGGCAGGAAAAUGGCCGUCAAGGAGUCGGGGUUUUUCGAAAUUCGUGUCUGUCGUCGUACUCAAAACGUUCUUCGUAGAAACAAGCAUGCUCGUCGCGAACGAGAAGCAAAUUAUCGCGCGAUUCUAUUCGGAGCCACUUAACAAAGAAAGACUAUACCGAAUGCGCUCGUAAACGCAAAAAUUCGCUGUCAAUGUUAGAACUCAGGCGCCUAUCUAGUGUUGCCACAAUAUGACGUAUAUACACGCACACGCACACAUACACAACACAUACAACACACACACACACAACACAUCCAUUUACGGUUAUGUAUUAUAAUAUAAGGAAAUAAUAUAUUCUAUAUUUCGUCCAAAAAUUGUGACUAAGUUAAGAAUAAACUGAUGUUUUCUUAA